CCAGCAUUUCACCCGAGCCCUGCACAAAAUCCAUUCUUUUCCUCCUGUCACUCACCGCAGUUGCCUAGUAUCGUUGAACAUCACACUAGACUGUGCUACACUGUUUUCCACAGGAGGAAGAGACGCUGUCAUCUGCAAAAAAAGUGGCAGAAACCAUUCUAAAAAUCUAAAGCCCAUUUGGCAUUUCACGCAUUUUUAGGUAGUAGCACGUAUGCCAUCAUCGCCGCCUUCGUAUUUGCGCUGCAGUGACAUAAGAAGGCUUCUUUGGGAAAUAAGGCCGCAGUUUUGCGAAUUACCACUUUUAUUUGUAUCGAAUCAGUUACGACUCGGUAAAUGAGUGAGCUGUGCCUUUUAUCAAGACACCAGUCCAACGUAUUCUGCCGAUUUUGUUGCUAAGGAGCAGAAGCUCUUCUCGGUUUGAGGGGUUGUGGACAGCGCCGAAAAGGUAGUCACGGAUGUCGCGACAGUCCAGUUUGUCCCGUUGCCACCGGGACCCGUGUUGGUGAGCGCUCAAGACUGAAAGCCGCGGAUCUGGGGGAGUGUCAGUGAAACGAACGAGAGGAAAGCCUGCCCUGGAUUUCAAUCAUUUGCGAGAUAAGGCCCGAACGCAGAGAGAAGGGACAGGGCCUGCUCCUUCGCCUCCUCCGCUUCGACGCUACCCCCUCAUUCCCUGUUUCCUCCGUGAUUUGCUAGGAUCCGCACUCGGGUGAAGUUGGAUACAUUUCGGUGAGGACUUACUUGAGAGCGAGGCCCCCUGGACCCCCUCCCCCACUCCCUUGCAACCCCCUCAAUCCAUCUAUUUCCCCAAUUUUCAAGAGAGGAUUGGGAUUCCACAACCAUCCGAGGUCCGUGUGGUUUAGUCCCGUCGAAGCCGGGCUCUCCAAACCAGGGGGAUGACUUUAGAAUCUAUGAUGGCUUGCUGCCUGAGUGAAGAGGCGAAGGAGUCGAAACGAAUCAACGCAGAGAUCGAUAAGCAGCUUCGCCGAGACAAGCGAGACGCCAGGAGGGAAUUGAAAUUACUUCUUCUCGGCACGGGAGAGAGCGGCAAGAGCACAUUCAUAAAGCAGAUGCGCAUCAUCCAUGGCGCAGGCUACACGGAUGAGGACAAGCGCGGCUUCACCAAGCUGGUCUACCAGAACAUCUUCACAUCCAUGCAGGCCAUGAUCCGUGCCACGGAGAACCUCAAGAUCGGGUACAAGUACGACCAGAACAAGUCCAAUGCCAUGUUAUUGAAGGAGGUGGACAUUGAGAAGGUGUCAGGGUUCGACCAGCCCUACGUCAACGCCGUGAAGAUGCUGUGGGCCGACCCCGGCAUCCAGGAGGCUUACGACCGCCGCCGAGAGUACCAGCUCUCUGACUCCACCAAAUACUAUCUUAGCGAUCUGGAUCGCAUUGCCGAACACAACUACCUGCCCACACAGCAGGAUGUGCUUAGGGUGCGCAUCCCCACCACCGGCAUCAUAGAGUACCCUUUCGACCUCCAGAGCAUCAUCUUCAGGAUGGUGGAUGUUGGAGGCCAGCGUUCCGAGAGGAGGAAGUGGAUCCACUGCUUUGAGAACGUCACGUCCAUCAUGUUCCUCGUGGCAUUGAGCGAGUACGACCAGGUCCUCGUGGAGUCCGACAACGAGAAUCGUAUGGAGGAGAGCAAGGCCCUGUUCCGGACCAUCAUCACAUAUCCCUGGUUCCAGAACUCCUCCGUCAUCCUCUUCCUCAACAAGAAGGACCUGCUGGAGGAGAAGAUCUCCUACUCCCACCUGGUGGACUACUUCCCUGAGUUUGAUGGCCCACAGCGGGAUGCGCAGGCGGCUCGGGAGUUCAUCCUGAAGAUGUUUGUGGACCUGAACCCCGACAGCGACAAGAUCAUUUACUCGCACUUCACCUGCGCCACCGACACCGAGAACAUCCGCUUCGUCUUCGCCGCCGUCAAAGACACCAUCCUGCAGCUCAACCUCAAAGAGUACAACCUGGUGUGAGCCAGCGCUGGGCCUCACACACACACGCACACACAUGCGCGCACAUACACAGGCAUGCACACACAUACUUACACACAUGCAUAUAUAUACACACACACACACAC
Messenger RNA from Clupea harengus (Atlantic herring), 2077 nucleotides. RefSeq names its product G protein subunit alpha 11b (gene gna11b). The record is from RefSeq and is a predicted model, not a curated record. Gene Ontology annotation, biological process: adenylate cyclase-modulating G protein-coupled receptor signaling pathway. Lineage: Eukaryota; Metazoa; Chordata; Actinopteri; Clupeiformes; Clupeidae. Gene Ontology annotation, cellular component: cytoplasm; heterotrimeric G-protein complex. Gene Ontology annotation, molecular function: G protein-coupled receptor binding; guanyl nucleotide binding; GTPase activator activity.